Neodiprion virginianus is the source of this 4035-nucleotide messenger RNA. RefSeq names its product 5-hydroxytryptamine receptor 2A (gene mAChR-B). Gene Ontology annotation, molecular function: G protein-coupled serotonin receptor activity; G protein-coupled acetylcholine receptor activity. Bases 1023 to 3911 code for a protein of 962 amino acids. The record is from RefSeq and is a predicted model, not a curated record. The transcript has 5 exons. Gene Ontology annotation, cellular component: synapse; membrane; dendrite. Gene Ontology annotation, biological process: adenylate cyclase-inhibiting G protein-coupled acetylcholine receptor signaling pathway; chemical synaptic transmission; G protein-coupled receptor signaling pathway, coupled to cyclic nucleotide second messenger. Lineage: Eukaryota; Metazoa; Arthropoda; Insecta; Hymenoptera; Diprionidae.
AGCCAAACCACUCGGUGAGCCUAGCCAGCUAAGGACGAGCAUGUCGGGAUUAUUUUUGGCGCGUCUUUUUGCGAAUUUCAUAAUAACUUGAAGAAUAUUUUCCCACCCAAACUUUUCUCCCCGAUUCAACCGUUCGUCCGUUGCACAAACUCAGUCUUCCUGAUAAUUUAUUCGCGUUUGUUUAAAACUUUUCUUUGCAUUCUUCGCACCUGCAUAUCAAAAUCGAAUAUGGGAGUUCAUGACUCGCGGUGUGUUUCGCGUUCAAAUCUUCACUUGUUUGUUUUGCAUUUGAAUCAAGUCACGCGUCCUUAUAUCACUGAUCGUAAUAAAUGUAUAUUGUUACCAGUAUAAUAAACCUUGAAAUUGCUCAUCGCUACUAACUUUGUAAUUGUACGGAAACUAAAAAAACAAAAUUAACCAAUCCAUAUCAUUAUAAGUAUGCGGGCUUCUUGCGGUAAAAUAUUUGAAAUUCGUUAGCUGUGGAGCAGUAUUGGUACAUAACUUAUUUCAUAAAUGCUGUGGAAUUGAAAUCAAGUUAAUUUUGAAAACUGUGUAACGUUGUCUUGAUAAGAAUUGGCGAGAAAAGAAAAAAAAAAGAAGGGAGAAUCGUUGAGUAUUCUGGUGAUGAAGUAUUUUGAAGUUGCCGUUUCCCUGAUGACGGAAAACCCGGAAGAAAGGAAACGCGUUUAAUGUAUGAAUAAGUGAAUGAAUAUCGCGACACGCAAUAAGACCCUAUAUGCCCUUGUUCUACCAUAUCACGCAAACGCUUUUCUUUUCGUUAUUAUUGUCUGAAAUGCCUCUGUCCGAUUACUUUACAUUGGAGUGAUAAGUUACAAAUGAUCGAAAGUUUAACUGUCGAAAAGUGAAAUAGGAAUCAAACUGGUUUACACGACGCACGGAAUGGAAGUUUGAUCGACGAGCUACCCCCUCGGGACGUUCUCCGUUUCAAUCACAAGAAUGCAUUGGAGAUGACGAGGUAUUAAAGAGUGGGUGGAUUGGGAUCGGAUCCGGAGAUUUUGGGAAUGGAGGUGAACGGGACCGAGAGCAGCCUAAAUGGCACCGAAAACAACCGGACAGUUACUUCCGUGUACACCAUCGGCACAGAUUUCAUCACAAAAUGGAAAUCGAAAAGGCAGCGUGAGCGCUUGUGCCGAUAUGUUUACAACCAGAUACUGACUGCAAAGUGUACGCAGUUCAAUGGCUCCUGGCCCGAACCCGAUGACCCGCGGUGGAACAGCGGCGAAUACGUGGACCUUCUGCCAGAUUGGUUCCCGACGAACGCUAGUAAUGCGACGAACGGUUCGUUUCCGGAAAACGCAACCGUCGCCACAAUACAGGAUGAGAUGCUGAGUCCCGUACUUCCGCCGUUCGAGUUGUGGCAGACAAUUUUAAUUGCUCUCUCGUUGGCAAUCUGCAUUGUUCUGACUGUUGGGGGGAACAUCUUGGUUCUUCUAGCGUUCAUCGUCGAUCGUACAAUCCGCCAGCCUAGCAAUUAUUUCAUCGCUUCCUUAGCUGCUACCGACAUGCUUAUUGGAACUGUUUCCAUGCCAUUCUACACCGUCUAUGUGCUGAUGGGAUACUGGGAUUUGGGGCCAUUACUUUGCGAUCUUUGGCUCUCAGUGGACUAUACGGUGUGUCUGGUCUCCCAGUACACUGUUCUGUUGAUCACUAUUGAUCGGUUUUGUUCAGUUAAAAUCGCUGCCAAAUAUCGAGGCUGGCGCACAAAGAACCGGGUCAUAUGGAUGGUCACGAUCACCUGGAUUAUACCCGCACUUCUCUUCUUCAUCAGUAUUUUCGGAUGGGAGCAUUUUGUAGGAUAUAGGGACCUUCUUCCGGGCCAAUGCGCGGUUCAGUUCCUAAAAGACCCAGUCUUCAACACCGCCCUAAUUAUCGGGUACUAUUGGACGACUUUGAUAGUCCUCUUCAUCCUCUACGGAGGGAUAUACAAGACGGCCUAUGACAUGCAGAAAAAGAGCGAAGCGAAGCAAAGAAAGAUGCAGUCAAUGGUUGCUCUGAGUGCCGGUGCAAUGUCUGGGAUGGCUGGACGAGCAGCUGGGAUCGGAAUAUCCAAAACGCAGAGCACACUUCUGAGCCAAGACAAGCCAAAGGGAACAGGUUCACCCACUGGAGCUCAAGUUGGAUUGCAAAUACCUUCCAACGUUGGUGCCAGCGGGGGUAAUAGCAGAGUGGGUGGUGAAACUACAGAAAGUCAAAGAGCAUUGACCAAAUCCACUCACGGUGUUUCUGUCCCAGAGGCAAGUACUAAACAACAGAAUGCCGCGAAUGGGCCGGCGGAUUUCGAAAAAUCUGAGAGAUCAAGUAGUCCAGCCUUUGACUCAGACGAAGAUAGCACCGUAGGUCUGACCCAUCAGCCCAUUUAUACAAGAAAACCGAGAUCGUCGUUGGCAGGGCUUGUUGCCAAGUCAGGUGCUCUUCAGGUAGUUGGUGGAAACAACGAGAAGGUCAACGGUGCUGUACACAUCGCAUCGGACAUGGGUACCCCCAGUAAAGAUAUUUCGCUAACGAUGCCAACCCGUGUUAUCGAGAGCAGCGUCAAUAUCCAAAAGUCUCCGACGCUGCCCAAGAUUCAAGAGCAGCUUCCCAUCGACGCUGAAAAGUCAAGCAGCACAAUAACACCAGAGCAAUCAUCAUACAAAGAAACACGACCCCGACAAAUGACUAGCUCUGAAAGUCGAGUUUGCAGUGAAGACUCAUCCGAAGUGACACCAUCGGCACAGAGGAUGCAUCGGACACACGGAGAUCAAUUGACAUCUCCCACUGAGCCUGGAAACAUCGUUCCACCACCUUCACAGUUUCAGAGCAGUCCACUACCCUCUGAAGGUUCUCCAAUCUCGUCAUCAUCGGACAAGCCAAGAAACUUUCAAACGCCUGCCCCUGCUAAUGCAUUCUACGAUGUCCUGACAGGACUGGAUGGUGCAGAUCUAAGGUACAUGGAUGAAAGUUCAGUGAUAGUUCCAAGUCCUUCAUACGAAAGUCCACCGUCGUCGUUCUCAUGUAGUCUGGCCAACCCUCUUUCGACGGCUCCACCUUCUCCGCUCUUAGGAAAUUCUGGAACAUCUGCGGCAAACACUAGUCUCCUGCAAGCUGCCCUGAUAAGAGCGACGGCUCAACAAGCCGAAGUGAACCAGUUUCCGACCCACCAUCAGCAAAAUCAUCCUCCCCAGCAACACCAAUCUUCGCAGCCACUCGUCACACAUGCUUCGAGUCAGACUCAUCCACCGCGAGUGUUCAUAACUCAUCAAAGCAACGCUGCCUCGCAGACUUCGCCAACUAUUAGCAAAGUUAAUACAGAGGUAACAGUAAAGGCAGAGGAUACUCGGAAGCAGCCAGUAACGACGGUAAUAACCGCAAUUUCUCAACGAGAGUCCUCAAACAGUGAGACUGAGAGGUACUUGGAUCACCCUACAAGACUUAUACCACUAGCUCAGAAUUCAUCGCCCAGCAGCGCGGUACCAACAAUUUCCGGUACGACAAGUGCAGAGGCUAAAAGGCAAUCGAAGAAACGAGAAUUUCAAGCUGAUGGUAAGGAGUCGGGCUCAAAGAGAGACUUUGUCCAGACUAUUGGAAAACGUCUCAAAGUUAAGACGCAGAAGAAAGAUCCGACCAUUGGCCGACAGAAAUCAAGGACCGAAAACAGAGCUCGGAAAGCUUUUCGGACAAUCUCCUUCAUCCUCGGGGCCUUCGUCGCUUGUUGGACUCCCUACCACAUCCUAGCGCUGGUGGAAGGGUUUUGCGCCAGCCCGCCGUGUACCAACGAACACCUUUAUAUGUUUUCCUACUUUCUCUGCUACGCUAACAGCCCCAUGAACCCAUUCUGCUACGCACUGGCGAACCAACAGUUCAAAAAGACUUUUACCAGAAUACUCAAAGGUGAUCUUCACAUGACUUGAAACGUAAAUAGCGUAGCUUGUAACUGCAAUUUUAACCAACCUUCAGUGUGCGUACCCAAGAUACGUUUAGACUUUCAAUUAUAAACAAUUCCACGUGACGUAUCAGGUUAACUUCAGGAUCGCG